Molecule: messenger RNA, 972 nt
Organism: Anastrepha obliqua
Lineage: Eukaryota; Metazoa; Arthropoda; Insecta; Diptera; Tephritidae
Exons: 3
Coding region: 96-752 (218 amino acids)
Source: RefSeq, a predicted model, not a curated record
ACGAGUUCCACGAAACGCGGUGUACAAUUUCAAAACAAAAAUUCGAUUUAUUAACUGUGCUACUGCUUUUGAAUAAUCGCGAAGGAAUCUUAAAAAUGCAUUCGUUUUUACAAUACGCACUAACUGUGGCAUUACUCUGCCUUUGCAGCAGUAGCGUUAUGGCACAAAAUAAUACACAAAUUUCGUGUCAAAAUGCCACCAGCUUAACUAGCCUUAACAGCUCAUUUGUUGGCGAAUGGUACGAGGCGAGCCGCAGUCCAGCAAGCAAUUCGAGUUGUGUCGGUCUCAACAUCUUUACAAAUACCUCCGGCUUAUACCUCAAUCUAACCGUAUCGGCUAGUAAUACAUUGCUUUACGAAAAUACCACCGUUAGCUACAGUUUGGCAAAUUCAACAGUAGUCUCAUCGAAUGAAACUUCACCAGCUGGCGGUUAUGUCUUUGUACCCACCGCCAAUGUGAAUGUUACAAUAAAAGUCUUGAUGACUGACAAUACCAAUUAUGCGCUCGUUUGCGGCUACUACAAUAACACAGGUAGUACAUUUGGUGCCAUCCUUACACGCCAACGUCCAGUUUCGAAUGCGACUCUAACGUCCUACGUCACUAUGGGCAAUGCCUCCUAUGCAGACUUCGCUAAUAUGACUGCCGUUGUGCAGAACAGCACUUGCUAUCUAGCAAGCUCAGCUGCCUCACAUGUUUCGAUGCUGUCUUUGAUUGUUGCAACUAUUUAUGCUAUGCUCAAACUUAUUAAUUAAAAGCAGAAAAAACACAGCAAACUAGUUUAUGAGUUUAUUUAUUAGAACUUUGAAAUUCCAGUUUAACACAAGCUCCUGUAUAUAUAUUUUUAUUUUUGUUUCUUUAUUUCUGUAAAUUAAUUAAAAAAGUUUAGUUUAUAUAUUACAUAAUUAACGGUCCAAAACAUUGGCUUAAAUGAACAAAUAAAACAUCAAUAGAAGGAGUCCUUAAGUGACUUGU